This is a messenger RNA of Phasianus colchicus (ring-necked pheasant), 2088 nucleotides long. RefSeq names its product eukaryotic translation elongation factor 1 delta (gene EEF1D). Lineage: Eukaryota; Metazoa; Chordata; Aves; Galliformes; Phasianidae. Gene Ontology annotation, cellular component: cytosol; eukaryotic translation elongation factor 1 complex. Gene Ontology annotation, molecular function: translation elongation factor activity; guanyl-nucleotide exchange factor activity. Gene Ontology annotation, biological process: translational elongation. The record is from RefSeq and is a predicted model, not a curated record.
AUGAGGACCAGGAAGCCUCCCUGCCCCAUAGAAAAGGUGUGGGUAGACAAGCACAAAUACGAUGAAGCGGAGAGACUGCAUUAUGAAAGAGAAGCAAUGUUGGCCACCGUGGUCCCAGAGGAGUGCCUGGAGCUGGAGGCUGUCAAUGGGAUCUGCAAUGAUGAUUCCAUUGAAGGUGAACUCAAGGGAGACCUGAAGAGAGGCAAAAAUGGCAAGAAACAAAGGAAGAGGAAACGCUCCCCCAAACCCAAAAAUAUGGUCUCCGAGGUAGACUCUGUUUUGAGUGGUUUAUUAGCUGACAGUGUGUGGUUUGACAAGCCUUUGUAUGAUCACGCUGAGAGCUUGUAUAGGCAAAGAUUAGUGGAUUGUCAAUACCAGGAGGCAGCAGAGACUGAGCUGCCUGAGUCAGAAGCUGUCCAAGAUGCUCCCAAGCCAUGGAUGCUUCCAGCAGCCCUAUCGUGCUCCCACGGCAACCUGAGUGCGUGUCACCAUGUCGUUCAGGGCAUCUGGGUCAACAAGUUUGACUUUGACAAGGCUGAGAAGGCGUUCCUUGAAAAGUCUCAGUUCUUUGUUCCUCCAAACAUCCUCGCCAUCCCCUCUGUGUGCUCAGAUGGUGGGAAAGUCGGGCUGGGAACGCCGGAUGAAGGCUAUGUGACAGCGCUGCCUACGCCUGCUACACCCAGCUUAGUUCCUGAUGUUGUUAAUUCUGCUCCCCUCGUUAGCAGCUCGCCUCGCUCUGCAGAGCCCACAGUCAACGGUAAACCUCAGGCUUCCAGCUUGCAAGCUCUCAUGUCAGAGGUGUGGUUGGAGAAACCUCUCUACGAUGGUGCUGAGAAAAGCUUCUAUGAGAACAUGUUUGAUAAUCAGCCACCAGGCUCCCCCCAAGCCUCAGAGAACCACCAGAAGGUUGGAGAGGAAGCAGGUGCUGAACACGUGGAGCUCAUCAGCAGCUCUCAGCAGCCUUCACCCACCUCCUUCUUCCUGCAUGAGGACAGUGAGCGUGUGUGGCUCAAGAAGAUGACAUACGACAGCGCUGAGUCGCGCUACUACGAGGCUGAAGCUCUGAAAAUGUCAGGAGCAGAAGAGAGAACGGAGAUGCCACAACCCACAGUGGUGAAAUCUCAGCCAGAUGCUGAGGCUCCGAGUAUACCUGCACCAGAAAAGAAAAAAAUGGCAGUUGAAUUCCUUGUGGAUGAGAAGAUCUGGUUUGAGAAGUUUAAGUAUGAUGAUGCUGAGAGAAGGUACUAUGAGCAGCAGGUGAACGGGCCAGCCGGCAGCUCUUCCCACCAGCAGGAGAACGGAGCCAGCACGAUCCUCCGCGACAUUGCCAGAGCCAGGGAGAAUAUCCAGAAAUCGCUGGCCGGAAGUGCAAGCACGAGUUCUGGGCCUGGUGACCAAAAUGAACUUCUUUCCAGAAUCUCUCACCUGGAGGUAGAAAAUCAAAACCUUCACAAUGUUGUUGCAGAUCUCCAGAAGGCCAUCUUCAAGCUGGAAAGUCGCCUAAAUGCUCUGGAAAAAUCUACCUCCCAUCAACCCUCACCUGUUCCACCAACCCAGAAAGUGGAACCAUUCGGUGUUCCCUCCAAGAAAGUAGAGCUGCCAUCUGCUUCACCUGCGAAGAAGGCUGAGCCAGCUGCUGCAGAGGAAGAUGAUGAUGAUGACAUCAACCUUUUUGGCAGUGAUGAUGAAGAGGAAGAUCAAGAAGCUGCCAAAGUGCGGGAGGAGAGACUGCGUCAGUAUGCAGAAAAGAAGGCCAAGAAACCAGGUCUUAUUGCCAAAUCUUCCAUCCUUCUGGACGUGAAACCGUGGGAUGAUGAGACUGACAUGGCGAAGAUGGAGGAGUGUGUGCGGUCUGUCCAAAUGGAUGGGCUUGUGUGGGGAGCAUCUAAGCUGGUCCCAGUAGGUUAUGGCAUUAAGAAACUUCAAAUCCAGUGUGUAGUGGAGGAUGACAAAGUCGGGACAGACAUCCUGGAGGAGGAGAUCACCAAGUUUGAGGACUAUGUGCAAAGUGUUGACAUUGCUGCUUUCAACAAGAUCUAGAAGCAAACCUAUCGUCUCUGAUACUGUAAUAAAAGAUCAAGGAGUGCA